Astrephomene gubernaculifera is the source of this 700-nucleotide messenger RNA. The record is from the annotation of a GenBank genome assembly. Lineage: Eukaryota; Viridiplantae; Chlorophyta; Chlorophyceae; Chlamydomonadales; Astrephomenaceae.
GUUGGAGGGGAGGAGGAGGGGCAGGAGGCGCCGUCGCGGGUUGUGAGCAGCAGCAGCAUCAGUAGCCACAGUUCUGGUGGCGGCCGGGGAAACAGCGCUGUUGCCGCUGCAGCCGGCGGUACGAGCAGCGCGCGCAGCAGCAGCAGCAGCAGCGGGUCCCCAGCAGCUGCUAGACCUGCCCCUUCAGGCUCGCAAUCGCCACCUUCGCCUGCUGCUGCCUCGCCUGCCGGGUCCAACGUUGUUCAUGCCAGCAGCAGCAACAACAACAGCGGCGCCAGUGGCGAAGCCGCUCCCGCCCCUGGCUCCCCCCCUCCCCCAGCGGCUCCUCCCCUCCCCCCUGCGGCCUCCCGCACCCUGCGCCUGCUGCUGUCCCAGGUGUUCAGCCGGCUGGAGGGGCUGAGCGGGGUGGAGCUGGCCAACGUGCUGUCGGCGCUGGCUGUGCUGCGGUACGGGGACAAGGUGGUUUCGGAGCAGCUGCUGCAAGCGGCCUCGCUCAAGCUGAUCGACUGCAGGCCGCAGGAGCUCUCCCACGUGAUGUGCUCCGCUGCGCUGCUCUCCCUGCCGCCUGCCCCCGAGGUGCGCUCCGCAUUCUACGCGGCAGUGCGCGCGCAGCUGAGGCGCUUCGGGCCGCGCGAGCUGGCGCUCACCAUGUGGGCGUACGGCGCCAUCGGUACGGACGUGCAGGAGGAUGCAGUACAGG